This is a messenger RNA of Penicillium pulvis, 1449 nucleotides long. RefSeq names its product purple acid phosphatase family protein. The record is from RefSeq and is a predicted model, not a curated record. The transcript is spliced from 5 exons. Bases 1 to 1449 code for a protein of 482 amino acids. Gene Ontology annotation, molecular function: metal ion binding; acid phosphatase activity; protein binding. Lineage: Eukaryota; Fungi; Ascomycota; Eurotiomycetes; Eurotiales; Aspergillaceae.
AUGAUUGUCUCUUUACUUGGUCUCGCUGCUAUUGGGUAUGCCGCCUCACUGCCCACGGCCUUUAAAGAUGCGUCUUUGGGUUGUCGUGGCAAGAAGACAGCACCGGAGCAGUUGCAUUUCAACUACGCUGGGGACCGUGGCAUGAUGAUCAGCUGGAAUACAGAAGAGAAGCUGGAAUCCCCCUCGGUUCUCUACGGACGCGGUCGAUCGCUUGAUCAAAUCGCUGUCUCGGAGGUCUCUGUCACAUAUCCGACCUCGACGACAUACAGCAACCACGUCCUCAUUAAGGGCUUGGAGCCAGACACUGAGUACAACUUUGCUGUGCAAUGUGCCGACGAACAUGAUCAUCACCAAUUCAAGACUAGUUUGCCAGCUGGGAAUCCUCGCCCAUACUCCUUUGCCUUUUUUGGAGACCUGGGAACUAUGGGCCCCCUAGGUCUGACCUCCUACGGUCAGAAAGACGCACUCAGCCCCGGUGAAAUUACCACAAUGCAAUCUUUGAACCACUUCAAAGAUCAUGUGGAAUUCAUGUGGCACGAUGGUGAUCUUGCUUACGCUGAUGCUUGGCUGAAGGAAGAGAUCGAUGGAUUCUUGCCUAACACUACCGUUGAGGCAGGAGCUGCAGUAUAUGAAGCCAUUUUGAAUGCUUUCUAUAAUGAGAUGUCUGGGAAUGUGACCAUGGAACUCCCAUACAUGGUGGGUCCAGGAAACCAUGAGGCAAAUUGUGACGACGGAGGAAGCGGUGACUAUACAGAGAGCAUCUGUGCACAGGGCCAAACUAACUUCACUGGCUUCCGGAACCACUUCCGUAUGCCUUCUGUACAGUCAGGGGGUCUCGAGAACUUUUGGUACUCAUGGGACUAUGGAAUGGUCCACUACAUUCAGUUCAACACAGAGACCGAUUUUCCGGAUGCCCCUGAUCUCCCCGGUGGAAGCGCAGACGAGAACGCUGGUCCUUUCGCACCCAAUGGUACACAGCUUGAAUGGUUGAAGAAAGACCUUGCCUCUGUCGACCGCAAAAAGACACCCUGGAUCAUUGUCGCCGGCCACCGUCCCUGGUAUGUCGAUGAGACCAAGUGUGACACAUGCCAAGCAGCUUUUGAACCACUCCUCAUCGAAUACGGGGUUGAUAUUGCGCUUUUUGGUCAUAAACACUUCUAUGAACGCAUGACACCUGUUGCCAAUGGUGUCUUAGAUCCAAACGGUCUCGACAAUCCGUCCGCUCCGUGGUAUCUGGUCAACGGUGCUGCUGGCCACUAUGAAGGAUUGUCCUCCUUGACUACACCGUUAGAGAACUAUACAGUCCAGGCUAUUGACACUGUCUAUGGAUGGAGUCGAUUCACUGUUCACAACUGCACCCAUAUCACGCAGGAUUUUAUUGCCAGCGCCAAUGGUACAGUUUUGGACUCGGCCACUCUAUACAAGGACCACGAUGGAUGCAAAUUCUGA